Molecule: messenger RNA, 1755 nt
Organism: Diaporthe citri
Lineage: Eukaryota; Fungi; Ascomycota; Sordariomycetes; Diaporthales; Diaporthaceae
Exons: 2
Coding region: 1-1755 (584 amino acids)
Source: RefSeq, a predicted model, not a curated record
AUGACGGUCGAGAUCACCAUCGAGGUCGACUACUAUCGCCCUGUCUACCUCGACGGCUCUAGCACAGUUCUUCUGCAGUCUCCUGUCUCACCUGAGCGCCAGCCCAGUACUGCGAUUCUCGUUCGGCAGGACCAGGGCCAAUACAAGAACGAAGUUAGCUUCAAACCAGCAGCCCAAGUCAAUAGAGUCAGCUCCGGUUCUCACAGCACCUACGCCCACGGGGUCCUCAUCCAGCCCCAACCGGAUCGAGGGUACCGCAAAGGUGAUCGAGUCUGGCUGACAGAGACAGCCCGCGAGGACAAGAACGUGUCAGUUCGGGACCAGACCAAUAUCGCUGCAGUGAAUCUGCGCACGGGGGCGGCCAUAACCGUGGCACUUGACGAUGUGUGCUGGAUCCCAAAGUUCCGCAAGAUCGACUGCGGUGAGGACGAGGAGGAACUCUUGACCAUCUCCGGCCCCCCAGUGAGAAAGCAGGAUAGGAAAAUAUACCUCCUAGCCAUUGUUCAGCGUUUACGUCUGAGUGACAAUGCCACUACCGUCGAAAGGGUCGAACUCCGGGAGAUUGUGGAGCAGGAUUCCUUCAAGUACCAAAAUUUGACAGCACUUCCCGACGGAAAGCGGAGGACCUCUGAACUAUUCCAUCGCAGUCUAGCAGCCGUGGCUCCAACAUUCUUCGAGAUGGGGCUUCAAAGACCAACUGCAACCCCGUCGAAUACGGGAAUGCCGCAGGUCGGGAGCGUCCCGGACCAGAGCAUCAGCUUGGCCACGCCACCACCUGAAGAGGAACUUUCAGAGGAUGCGUCUCCGAACUUCAGCAUCAGCCUCCCUCUCAACGAGGGUGAAGAUGACCCAGACGUGAGAAGGAAAAUGCAAGAGCUCCAACGCGUGGUCGAAGCCAAGAAAGCCCGGAAGUGCAAGCCUCUUAUCCCGGCUGGUCCGCCCCCGGCGGACAUAUGCAACCUGGGGGAGCGGUGCCCCACGCCGCACCGCGUAUUCUUCCACGCCAACCGGCCCAGCCUCGAGAACCCGUACCCGCGGCACUAUCACCGGCCGGACCACGAGUGCCCCAUCGGCGCGGCGCACGCGGUCCACUGCGUCUUCAGGUUCCUGGCGGGCAGGGACAUCGCGGACAAGAGGCUGUGCAUCAUCCCCGCCACCGUCAGGCACCACUGCUGUGAGACGAACGCGAGGCCCGUUAACAAGACGUUCCGACGGCGACCCGAGAUGAUUGACGGUGGGCAUGGCAGCGUGCAGGUGACCGGCGGCAGGGGCACCAUCAGCAUGGUGUCCGGGCGAGAGCUGGAGCUGGAGCACUGCGGCGUCCCCGUCGAGGUCCGCCCGAUGCCGUUCGUCCCCGAGCGGGACCUUGACGAGCUGGGCCGGCGCCUGUACGGGCACAAGGAGAAGGUCGGAGUGGCCGAGGACGAGGGUACCCGGCCCUCGUCCGACGACCACAUCGGCGACAGCAUUGAGGAGAAUGACGAGGCCGGCCAGUGUCGGCUGCAUACUGUCCCGGGCCUCUCACGGGAACACCAGCAGAUCCACCAGGGUCGGCCAUGCGUACUGGCUGAGCAGUCUCCUGGCCCGCGACCUGCUUCUGCCCGGAUGUCGCCGCGACCGGCCCCUGGCUCGGCUGCUUCCCGCCCGAUCGUCUUGGAAGAGCACGAAGACGAAGAAGAGCCUGAUGUCUUUGGGGACCGGCAUUUCUACGGCGACGACGACUUCGAUGAGGAGAUGGAUCUUGGUGACAAUUGA